GCUAACGAGAGCAGCUAUGGAGCCUGCAGAGCAGCAGGAAAAAAUAGAGGGAUCGUGGGAAGGAGGACAUGAUGGAGGGAAGGCAGAUUGGAAAAAUGACUGCUCCCUCUCCUCCCUCCUUAAACACUCUUGUCUUCUCUGUUGGUCAUCUCCCCGGGACACCGAGGUCGUUGAAACGGAUGAGAGGGUCCUCGCCAAGGUGGCCGAGAUUAGAGUAAGAAGACCGCAGGAUCUAGCCCUGGAGCUGGAGAAUGCAGUGGCAGUGGAGAACUUAGAGCUUCAGGAGCAGCAGUCAGACCGCAAGGAGCUACAGGAGACACUGGUCAAAUUAGAUGACCACAAAGAGAAACUGGUUCAACAAAUAAAGGCAACCAGGCAGCUCUGCUAUGAAGAGAGUCAACAGAUCCUGUCUCUGCAGGCAGACGAGGUUCAGAAGGAGAGCCAAGUGGAGGAGUAUGAGAGGGAGCUUGCCAGAGCCAGGUGGAGGCUGAGAAGACUCAGAGAGGAGGUGAAGCAGGCCAAGAGGAAGAUGGAGGAGGCUGGAGAGAGGAACACUCCUCUGCAAGACUCUAUCAGACAGUCUUAUGAAGAGAUCCUGCAGGAGGAGCACACUCUGUGUUCUCUGUCGGGAGGUGCAGUCACACCAGAAAGCCACCUGGAGGAGUCCACAUCUCCAGCAGACACCACUGAAGAUGAUGUGCUCCCUCUGAGGCCAUGGGGAAGGAGCCAAUCACUACCGGCAUACGCUGACCUGAUAAUGAGAGCCAGCAGCUCGUCUUUCUGCAAUAAUCUAGCAGAUACCAGAGAAGAGGCAGAUGAUAGUGGGACCAGUUCUCCAAAGAUGGACAGAUCUGACAUAGAUGAUGAUCCAGAGGAGGGUGAGAUCAACAGUGGAGGGGCAACAGAGAGAGAGAAGGAAGAGUGCACAAUUAACGCAAACCAAUUGGACUUCUAUAAAGAAAAUCCCUUUGCCAGCUGUCAGAGUGACCAUGGAUUUGCUUCAGACCCUUUCAAAGGCAGCGACCCCUUUGCAGCAGAUAUUUUGUUUCCAGCUUCAAACUUUGGCACUGAGGACACUGGAAAUGGUGGUGAUGAUGCAGAAAACAGUCUGUCCUGUGGUGAAAACAAAGCCUCAACAGGAACUCAGUGCUUUGAAUCUGAAUUCCCGGACGAGGACAGUGACAUAGAAAUAAGCUACAGCAGAGAAGACCUGGACACCAUUGAUGUAGCCGAUGAAUCUCGUGGAUUUAAACCCAUUCAGAGCUCGUCAGAGGAGCUUGGGCCUGAGCCUAUCCAUGGCUGGAGGUCGCAGGGUCAGUAUUCUGUAGAAUCAGACCCUAAUGGGUAUGAGCUUGACUUUGGUGCUAUUUCCCCUCCUUCUGCCAUAGAGGAGCACAGUCUGGUAUCUUUAGAUGGAAAAGCUGCCAAUGAGACACCAGCAGGAGUGGAACAAGGUUUGAGUUCCGUUUCACCUCAGAGCCAACCUGAGCAAGUCCUGUUGAAACCAGAUUCGACGGAUGACAAAGAACAAUCUUUGUCCUGUAAUGGUACCUCCAGUCAGGGAGCAGGAUGUUCUAGCAACAACAAAGAUGAAACCUGUAACCCUGUAACUCCCCAAAACUCACUAGACUCCCAAAACCUCUUCAUUCAGCCCAACUCAGAUGAAAAUAUAGAACUGAGUUUUGAGUUGAGCUAUGCACCAAAAAGUCAGUCUUCCUUUGACCCAUAUGGGUUUAAACUAAGUCCAGAACAUUCUAGUCAAACCCUGUUAGACCCAGAUGAAGAUGAAAUAAGCCCAGAACCCUCUGAAAAUGAUCUUACCUUUGAUCCAGAGCCCCCCUCUUCUCAACCAGACCAAUUGAAGUUUGAUCCUUAUGGAUUUGACAUCACUUCCUCCCAGAUGGUUCAGGACUGUGAUCCUUAUGGCUUUAAGCUAAGUCCUGAGGAAGAGAAUCAGGAGGUACUGGACAUCUGUGGCUAUGAUAACCAUGAGGCAAUAGACCUUAACGUGUAUGAAAAGAGAACGCAAGAGGAUCCCUCUAAUUAUAACAAUCAUGAAAACCAAGAAGUGCUUGAUCAUUAUAGCUACAAUAACCAAGAGCUGUUUGAUUUGUGUAACAACGGAAACCAAGAAGUGCUGGAACAUUCUAGCCUUGACAACAGGGAGUUAGUUAGCAAUGAAAACCGGGAACUACUGGAUCUUUGUGGUCAUGUCAAUCAGGAGGUGGUGGAACCCUAUUGCAGUACAAACAAUGAAGACCUAUUUGAACAUUGGGAAUGUGGCAACCAAGAAAUCGUGGAACAUGAUAGCCAUGGCAAUCAAGAAUUAGUGGAUUUCUCUCAUUCUGAGAAUCAGGAAGUGCUGGAUUUAGGCAGACAUGGCAAUCAAGAACUACUUGAUUUUGGUAGUAAAGUAAAUCAGGAAGUACUUCUUUCUGGUAGACACAACAAACAGGAACUCCUGCAGCCUGGUAUCAAUGAGGAAUUGCUAGACUUAGGUAGCAAUUACAACCAGGAGAUGUUCGACUUAUUAAGUAAAGAAGUUAUCCCUGAAGCGAACAACAACUGUACUGUGGAACCAGAGCCCAUUGUCAGUCCCACUAAUAACAGCUUAGACAGUAUUGUUGCAACACAAGACCUGCUGGGACUAAAAUUCAGUAGCACUAGUAUUUGCACUACUACCAGUAACACCAAGACUGCUGACACCCACAACAUGUCUGCCAACCCGGACCUGGCUUUAUUCAAUGCUCCCACCAGACACAACAUGUUGGAAAGUGAUCUGGGUUCAGUGUUUGGAGCUGGAGGAUACAUUGGUUGUCCUGAUGUAGCUGAUGACCUGGAGCCCCUGGAAAGAAGGCAGGCAAACCCAAUUGUAGAGCAAGUGAGACCAGUCAGACCAGUUAGGCCUCCUCGGCCCUCACUCAAGGCCAAGGAGAAGGCUCAGUCACAGACUGAUGGCAUUGACCUGAAGUGAUCUCUCAGCACCCAAUACUCGUGUGGGGGUUACAAUGUCAUCAUGCUCCCCAUGUCAACAAUGGCAACACACAACACAAGGGAGAUGGCAGGAGGAGGUGAUGAUUAAAUGGAGAUGAGCGAAAGAUCAUUGUCAUUCUUAUCUAUGCCUAUAAUUCUACUUUCAGAUAUGUUUUAUGUGUGGAGAUUUCCCAGAAAAAGAUUUGAGUCCAAACUGAAAGAUGAGAGAUUUGCAAUAUGUAUCAUGGUAACAUGGGACCAGCAGACUUCCCCAAAUGUGUUGACUAAUUUACUGAUUGCUACUAAGGAAACCUAAAUGGCCCAUGGCUUCAGUCUAUUCAGAGUGAAACAACCAUAUAAAAAUGAACAACAUUCUUUUAGGUGGUCCUAUGUAAGAUAAAUGAACCCCUCAUGUUUGACCCCAGAUAAUGCAUGUGAAUCAACCAUAGUGUUGAUGUAUCUGUUAUUUACUCAUAUCAGCUGCCAACACACCUGUGUCCUUGGAGUCUCAAGAUUUCUAUCCUUUCCCACAGGUUUUUACUGCUAAUUGGUCCACAGUGAAAAUAAGCUGCCUAGGUUUAAUUUGAGCGUUGUGGCAGAACAAGUGUAAGUGUCACAUUGAAGAUAUGUAUAUAAAUUAUAUACUAUGCUAUUGUGGUUCGGAGAUUGUCUCUUUAGUAGAUUUAGGUUUAAGUUGAAUGCAACCUUUAGAAAGAAUUUAGUUGCAUUGUAUAGUGAGGGCAUUUCCAUUUCAUCCCCAUAGUAAUAUGCAUAGUGUUUUACCUCAUCAGUUACUUUAAUGUGCUCUUUAUGAAGGACUUUGCCAGGGUUCUUUAAUAAAUUAAUGAAUCUCCAUUCAUACGCUGGCGGCUCAGCAUCAGGGGAAAUUUGGGAUUUUAGAAAAUAAAUCUAGUGUCUCUGUGACAGUUUGUCCACCUGAGAAUACUGAUAGGUGGAUAUUAAUCAGUAAAACAUCUGCAUCACAAGCCACCCACUACACAUCAUACGCUAAGAAACACAUCCAAAUAUGAUUGUUUAUGCAUCUUUGUAAGAAAACAAUACUGUCUAUUAUUAUCAAAUUCUUCAACAUGUCAUAGUUUUCUGUUUUUGCAGUUGGAACUCUAAAAAUAAUUGUACCUGGAAUGGUCUAAUGAAACUUUAAUCAAAAUUAUUUCCAAUGUGUUUGCUUUUUUCUCGGGUUUUGGAGCUGUUUAAUUACUUUCCAGAAUUUAUUUAUGUUUAUCAGUUGUUAACUCCUGAUUAAUUUUCUUUGUGUUUUGCACUAUAGGGACUUGCAUCGACACGACUCUCAGACAGAAUUUAUGUAAAUCUGCUUGAUUUCUAUUCAUGUAUGGAUGAAGAGAGUAGUUAGUUCUGCUGGUACCAUACCUAUGUAAAAUUAAGAAUGUGAAUUCAUGAGAAUGUUAGUGGGUUAAGGUUAGGGUGUCCAUAGUGAAUAUAUAGUGCAUCAGUCUUCCUUCACCCUGGAACAGACUUGGUAGGCACUGAAGUACUGUUCAGUUAAUAUUAAUUUUCAGCUCACACCUACCUCAUUAUACUAAUUUGCUAUGACUGCAUAACAACACUGUGAACCCUGUAAAAGCAAACAUUUAUUUAUUUUGAUGCUUGUGAAGUAAUUAAAAGGUGUAUAAGAGAGCUCAGUGCAAUAGGUGUUAUUAUUGUGAUCAGGAGGUUUGUAACUGUGAAUGAUUCCCUGAGGGCCAAUUACUGCCCUGCUCAUUCCUCAUGCCAGGGGUUGUUUGAAUAUGAGCUGUUAUUUUUUCACGAAACGUAACAAAAAUACAUAUAUGGCAAUAUUAAAGUAAGACAGUUUUCGGUGUUGUUUUCCUUAGAAAGCCACGGGCCAUAAAAUGUUUUUUUAUUGUGGACUAGAUCAAUUUUGUCAUUCAUACAAUCCAAUAAAUGUACAGGUUGUAUAGUUUGUUUUGAACUGUGAGUGAUG
Paralichthys olivaceus (Japanese flounder) is the source of this 4936-nucleotide messenger RNA. RefSeq lists its product as uncharacterized. Gene Ontology annotation, cellular component: nucleus; site of DNA damage. Lineage: Eukaryota; Metazoa; Chordata; Actinopteri; Pleuronectiformes; Paralichthyidae. Gene Ontology annotation, molecular function: ubiquitin protein ligase activity. Gene Ontology annotation, biological process: replication fork processing; protein ubiquitination. The record is from RefSeq and is a predicted model, not a curated record.